This is a messenger RNA of Theileria orientalis strain Shintoku, 1407 nucleotides long. RefSeq lists its product as hypothetical. Bases 1 to 1407 code for a protein of 468 amino acids. The transcript is spliced from 7 exons. The record is from RefSeq and is a predicted model, not a curated record. NCBI's taxonomy places the organism in Eukaryota, Apicomplexa, Aconoidasida, Piroplasmida, Theileriidae.
AUGUCAACAUACAGAUGCUCAUUAAUAAUAUUUUUGGAUUCCUUUUUAAAUAUUUUGUUACUUGAUAUCGACUUUUUUGUAUUAUUAGUUUUCAAACAUAAACCAUGUAAUUUUAGUUUUGUUCAGUCAUUAAGAAUAAAUAAAAUAUCGUUAAAUCGCAGCAUUAUAAAUUCUUUAGACCAUUGUUGUACAAAUAGAAGUGAUUCCACUCACACAUUAUCUUCUCUAGAAAAACCGAAAUUUAACAACUGUAGAAUUGGUAGAAAUCAAUAUUCAUUUAUACGAUAUAACACACUAAACACAUAUAAAACAUUCAAACCACCAAAAUAUGAUAAAACACAGAAUGGAAACUUAAUACACAUUGAUAAGACGCGUGUAGAAUCCAUGAUUCCAUACUCUCAAACCUCUCUGUACCUUUUUAGAACAAUAAAAGACUUUUUCAAGGGUCCAUUCACGGGCUGGUAUGUGCCCCCGAUUCCAGUGGGAGAAAAAGUAUCGUAUAUGUUAAGGGGUAAAGAACCUCUACAAACAGAUGAGCAAACCGAAGAGUUUUUAAGCAAAAUCGGAGCGACAGAUAGUGAUGACAUAUUUGAGGUGAUGGCCAAAUAUAGAGAACAGAUUAAAUCAUCACCCUCUUACGUGAGAAGGUACUUAAUAUCCUCGUGUCAAGAGUAUCUGCGGAAGUAUUUCGUACGCGUUUUUGAGGAGGUGGAAGACGUUGCCUCCAGGGGAACAGACGCAUGGAGAGAGUUCUGGAAGCCUGAAAAGGACGAGACGGGAAGGUUCACGGAGUCGGACUCGUUAGAACUCACUGAGAAAGACAGGGAGUUUGCAAGCUGGUUUUCACCAAAGCUAAAAAUCGAAGAGUCCAUAAUGGAUGCAAAGAGGAGACAGAGAGCGUUUUUAAGGAUCGAUAAGAACAAAUACAUUGGAUUAGUACGACUCACAAGAGACCCAAAGGGGCGCCUUAUUAGAUGUCUGAAGUCAAUGGUGCCAGUAAUGGCGGCAGGACUCUUACCAAAACUAGGCAAACUAUCAAUAACAAUCUCAUCCAUGAUGGCGUGUAGAAUCAUUUACAAGGGGGAUGAGAAGGAAAAGUCAGAAAAGAACUGGGACCCUAGUCGGUACGUAACACCGGGCGAUCUGGACGGGUCGGAAACCUCAAAGUCGCUGGUAACACUGGCACUAGUGGCAGGGCACUCCGCGCUGGGAUACUUAAUGGCCUCGGUCGCAAAUUUGGGGAGCACACUGGUCGUCGAUGCAAUAUACGCGUUCUUUAUCAACACGCAGCUGAUUUUAAGCGCACUACUCUACGAUACAAGUCAAAUGUCGUUCAAAGAAAUAACGGAAAUCGGCAAGAAAAGAGAAGAUGAUCACGAAAGCAAGAUUGACCUGGACGAGGAUUAA